AAUAUAUUGUAGACCAGGCCAGAUUGCAUAGUUUAAUGUAUUAUCAGGAACCGUUUAGAAGGAUUUGCAUUGCCUGUACUCUACAAUAUGUCUGUGAUUAGUCUUAGCAUUGAAACUUAGAUUAAAUAGACCUCAGUUAUGUAAAACAUGAAGCCUCGGUGUGCAACAUUUCAGAUAACUUAAGACUGGUUGCAAACGUUAAACCAUGUUUAAAAAGGCCUAAUAGUGUAACACCAAUCAGAUCGUAUGAAAACUUGUACACUGUUUGUCAGCCUUACACAGACAGGUUCAGGUGGUGAGAAAAAGAUUUUAACACCAACACUGAUCAUGCUUUUUUGUUCUCUGACAUCCUUCUCCGUCUGCAGAUCCUGACGACACACCUCUACACAAAACUAAUGCACCCCCCAGUGAACCUUCACAUGCUCAGGGUCAGCCACAGCCUCCCGGCCUACAACGGCGCACUCUGCCUCCUCAGCGCUCCUCCCCCCUCGCCUCUAGGAGAGAAACGCAGAAGGACACAGAGACUGUGAUGCCACCAAAGUCCUCCCCUAAGCGAUUUGCAGUGGUUCCACCCAAACCUCAGUCCCCUGUUCAUGGGAGGACAGCUGGAAUCCACAGUGCUGUUCGAUCCGACAGGACCCAGGCGUUGGACCGAGCUCUGAUCCAGCAGCUGCGGGAGCGCUGUGAGCAGCAGGCCUUGCAGCUGCAGAGCCUCCAGGCCCAGUUAAAGAAGGCCUCCUUGUGCCUGGACGUUUUCAGCAUCGCUACCCAGCACUUCUAUCACAAGAGUGAGAGUGCCAUUGUGAAGGAGAGGGAACUGUCCCUGGAGCUCGCCAGAAUCAGGGAUGAAGUGGCUUUCAGUGUUGCACACUGGGAGCAACUGCAGCAGGAGAAGGAGGAAAUGGAGCGCUGUUUUGAGGCUGAGCUGCAGGGACUGCAGGCUCAGCAGCAGGAGGAGCUGGGAACGCUUGAGGAGCGGCUGAGGACGCAGCACAUGGACGAGACAGAGAGCCUGCAGACACAACAGCGAGCUGAGCUGGAGGAGCUACGGGUCAAACAGCAAGAGCAGAUUGAGGAAAUGAGUGAGAACCAUGAGACAUCCUUGAUGGAGAUGGAGACGGUUCACAGUGACACACUGGCCACUCUGCAGGAGGAGCAUGCCAGGACUGUGAAAAAUUUGAAGAUGGCUCAUGAACAGCAGAGGAAGUCUCUGGAAGAGGACUUUGAAAAGAUCAGACUCUCACUGCAGGAUCAGGUGGACACACUGACAUUUCAGAAUCGUAGCCUCAGAGACCGAGCAAAGCGCUUUGAAGAAGCCCUCCGCAAGAGCACAGAUGAGCAGAUAGUGGAUGCUUUGGCACCAUAUAAACACAUUGAGGAGGACCUGAAAAGUCUGAAAGAAGUUCUGGAGAUGAAGAAUCAACAAAUCCAUGAACAGGAGCUGAAGAUUUCAGAACUGGAAAAAAUACAGGCUGAAAAGAAUGUGUAUCUGGAGGAGAGAAUACAAGUGUUGCAGCAGCAGAACGAGGAUCUGAAGGAACGAAUUGACAAGAACCUCGCUGUGUCCAGACAACUCUCCGAGGAAAAUGCCAACCUCCAAGUGCAUGUGGAGAAGGAGAGCAACGAGAAGAAGCGGCUCAGUCGCACUAAUGAGGAACUGCUGUGGCGUCUUCAGACAGGCGAGCUGAGCCCUCACAUGUCUCCCAGCUCUUCGCCCAUCCACCGACCCACCGAUGAGUCAGGCUCCCCUGCUCGCCCACACUCCUAUCAUCAGUGACGCUCUCAAGGGAAGCCGUUCUAUCAAACACUUGUCUGGAAUCAGAAAGCCAGAUUUUUGUUUUCCAACUUGUUGAACGUUCCUCUUAGUUAAAAGGGUAGGAUUUUACACUAUUGUAUGUAAAUGGACAAACGUGUUUCUUGGGAAAUGCUACUUGCCUGUGUGAUGCAUUUCUAAAGUCAAACCUGAGAAAUUUUAAUCUCUGACCUAAAGAAAUGUAUAAAAAAAUACCUCUGAUUGUUCAAAAGGGAAAUACUCCACCCUCCUCUUUCUAUUAACAUCUGAACGCCCGCCAAGCAGACGCACUGCGAUACUGCAGUAGAUGAAAUACCUGGUCAGAGAGCAGCAUCAAAGUCUGUGUGCCUCAUACCCAUGUUUUCACCUGCUUCUACAUCUCCACCCUCUCAUCCAUCACUCAGGAUGAUGGACAAAUAAGCAAACAUCAAAAGUGCAACAAUGAACUCGAGAAGCGCCUUUUCCAUGCAUCCUCUUACACCAGCAACAUCUGCCGAGGCACAGGCAAGUCAGAUCACAGAACUACCCAGGUUAGUAAGUUACUCUCAAAGUGUGAAUUCUCCUUUUGAGCUGUGUUAACCUUUUGAUGCUGAAAAUUUUCAUAAAUCAGGAGUGCAUGUGUAACCGGUCGCCUUUGGGUCUCUAUACUGUCCUCCUAGUCCUCCGCCUGUCCCCCUGGUGACUGGCCAUGCUGCGUUGUGUUACAAUUCGCCCUCUGUAAGUAGCACUUCAUCAUAUCCUCCCAUUCACUGAUGGGGAAAACAUCUUUAUGGUUACCUUCAAAGUAAGGAGGGGGGUUUCGCAUCUGACUGCACAACCACCUUUACCUGGGACUGAUUAC
Molecule: messenger RNA, 2633 nt
Organism: Monopterus albus (swamp eel)
Lineage: Eukaryota; Metazoa; Chordata; Actinopteri; Synbranchiformes; Synbranchidae
Gene: mtus2b
Product: microtubule associated tumor suppressor candidate 2b
Exons: 11
Coding region: 530-1777 (415 amino acids)
Cellular component (GO): nucleus; cytoplasm
Molecular function (GO): microtubule binding
Source: RefSeq, a predicted model, not a curated record